Ostrea edulis (European flat oyster) is the source of this 2010-nucleotide messenger RNA. RefSeq names its product stimulator of interferon genes protein-like. Gene Ontology annotation, cellular component: endoplasmic reticulum membrane; autophagosome. Bases 394 to 1635 code for a protein of 413 amino acids. The record is from RefSeq and is a predicted model, not a curated record. Gene Ontology annotation, molecular function: 2',3'-cyclic GMP-AMP binding; cyclic-di-GMP binding. NCBI's taxonomy places the organism in Eukaryota, Metazoa, Mollusca, Bivalvia, Ostreida, Ostreidae. The transcript is spliced from 7 exons. Gene Ontology annotation, biological process: autophagosome assembly; reticulophagy; positive regulation of macroautophagy.
CCUACGUUGGCCUUUGUAAUUUUCCAAUCUGUAGCUUUGACAUCUGUUAUUUUUCCAUCAAUUGCAGUUAACUACAAUAUGCCCCAGAUUGGGGCAACCCAUUAACUUGUAUGAAAACUUGGUAAUUGGCUAAAAUGCAAAGUAAUAACAUCUUACAUUUGGUAAGGUAAAGAAGGAAAACUUAGUUUUUCACCGAUUGACCUUUGGCUGACCCCGCAAAGGGACGUAACUCGCGGCGAAGUGUUGAUACGUGUAUCAGCUGGGUCACGCACGUCACUAGCUCCAGGAGAAUUUGGGAAUGACAACAAGCGUCGGACCUUUAGUUUACGGGGUGUUGGUGUGUUGUUUUUUUUGUCGUCCCCGUUUUCUAAUGACAGGUACACCCUUGCAGCCAUGGCAGUGCCGGUUCUUCACCCCCCGCACACUUAUCACGCCUUCAUUUCCUACUGCCCAACCUUUGACACCAGUAAUGCAAAAAGAAUUCUAGACGUCCUGGAAGAUAGAAACUUUGUUUGCUGUUUUGCAGAGAGAGAUUUUCUGCCAGGGAGUUGUACCGCUGAUCUCGUCGUCGAAUCAAUUCGCCGGUCUCAGCACGUCAUUCUGGUGAUAUCCCCAGCGUCGCUAGAAAAUGAGUGGAGUAAAUUUGAAAUGCUGAUGGCGGUGGAAGAUUCACACAAGCGAAACAGUGUUUGUCUGGUUCCCGUGCUGAUAGGCGGGGUCAAAGUGGCUAGUCUCCAGCCCCCUCUCCCACUUCUCACAUGUAUUGAACUCAGGGAAAAUUUUGAGAAUACAGAAGAAAUCAUCCAGGCCAUUAACAAACCGGAUGAUACGUGGGAAACUCUGCUUCCGGUGGGAAACCUGGCUCAUGGAUUCGCAUGGGGAUAUUAUUACGGCUACCUCAAAAUCAUUCUACCAAAUCACGACGAAAGAGUGAAAGAAUGGCGAAGAGAACACGACAAGAAAGGGAAAAUGAGUGAGAAAAUGUUCCUUCUGUUUCCCCAAAGUUGCCGGUGUAGAGAUUCCCUUUCGGACGAAAAUCCUCUCAUUGAACAUGUUGGUCAUCUUCCGGUCAUUACAAAAAAUAGAGCGGGCACUAUAGCUCGCCAGUACAGAAACACCAUAUACAGUGUACAUGACGAGGAAAAUGAGGAAUAUUACUUUGUCGGUGAGUACAUCACAGUGAUACAUACGAUGUACGAAAUGGAGCACAACGCCGCCACCGGUUUACAGACAAAUGAGAAGUAUUUACAGGCCAUGAGGUUCUAUCGAACAAUCCGGGACAUUCUGGAGAGAGACCCGGAGUGCUCGGGAAAAUAUAAGAUCAUAUUCUACCAAGACAAUAAUAACAGCUUUGUGGAUAUACCAAAGGUGAUAUGUAGGGAAAUAAAGAGACAGAUACGGAAAGAAUCACAAGGCGAUUUGUCCACCGAAACCUCACUGAAUAGUUUCAACAGAAGUUUGUCCAUCUGCGGGCCUGACUUUGGACUCUAUUCUAUCGAGAUUCCGACCCCCUCACAAAUGACUAAAGCUGAACCCAACAUUUACCGAGAUGAGCAAGGGAAUGUGAAGACAGUGGAGCGGGAAGACCAAUUGACCAAUCUAUUCACUGAUCCAUGGAGUAAGGAGACCAACUGACCAACAGAUAAGACCAGCUGACCAAUCUAUCUACUGAUCCGUAGAGUGAGGAGGAGCAACUGGCCAAUGUGUUGAUUGAUAUACCAGCAGUGGGGAUAACCAACUAAAGUGAGGAGACACGGAAUUAGCUGAUGCGUGUACCUGUUCUUGGAGCAUGGAAACAAAUUUGUUGACAAAAUCAUUUAUGCUCGUAACGAGGAUCAACUAACCAACGUGCUUGCUGAUUUUGUACAUGUGUUUUGACAGGAAUAAGUUUCAAAUAAUGUUUGUAUUGAUAUAAUGCAUAUGGAAUACUGAUGUUUGUAUUCCACGGUUUAGGGGAGAAAACACCCUUUAGCAUGAAGAAUAUGAAAUAAAGAUUUGUUGGGAGCGAAA